UCGCUGCUGAAGCUGCUGGUGUGGGGCUCUGGCCGGGCCCGCACGGGGGUGCUGGUGCCGGUGCCUCAGUACCCGCUCUAUGGGGCCGCCAUCGCGGAGCUCGAGGCCGUGUUCCUCGGGUACCACCUGGACGAGGAGCGGGGCUGGGCCCUGGACCUGCCCGAGCUGCGGCGGGCGCUGGAGGAGGGACGGGAGCGGAGCUGCCCCCGGGUGCUCUGCGUCAUCAACCCCGGGAACCCCACGGGCCAGGUCCAGAGCCGCGAGUGCAUCGAGGCCGUCAUCAAGUUCGCCUACGAGGAGCGGCUCUUCCUGAUGGCCGACGAGGUCUACCAGGACAACGUCUAUGGCGAGGGUGCUGAGUUCCACUCCUUCAAGAAGGUGCUGUUCGAGAUGGGGCCGCCCUACUCGGACACGGUGGAGCUCGCCUCCUUCCACUCCCUGUCCAAGGGCUUCACGGGCGAGUGCGGGUUCCGGGGGGGUUUCGUGGAGGCGGUGAACGCGCACCCCGGGGCCCUGCAGGCGCUCUCGAAGCUGGCAGCGGUUCGGCUCUGCCCGCCCGUGCCCGCCCAGGUCCUCAUGGGGGCGCUCAUGGACCCGCCCCGGCCCGGGGAGCCCUCGCACCAGCGGUUCCUGGAGGUGACUGCGGGAGACCUGGG
Molecule: messenger RNA, 656 nt
Organism: Pezoporus occidentalis (night parrot)
Lineage: Eukaryota; Metazoa; Chordata; Aves; Psittaciformes; Psittacidae
Product: alanine aminotransferase 1-like
Exons: 4
Biological process (GO): biosynthetic process
Molecular function (GO): pyridoxal phosphate binding; L-alanine:2-oxoglutarate transaminase activity
Source: RefSeq, a predicted model, not a curated record